GAACGUGAAAUAUGCUUAUUUUAUUGGCGCUUUUAAGUGUAAUUUCCGUCGUAUUAUCGGAUAGACCAUACAGCGAUGACCUCGUCGGUACUUGGUCCUCUGGUUCUGGUGGUGUUCAGACUGGUACAGGUUUCUGUACACCAUCAGAGUACAGCUUUAACGUACCAGAUACAACUGGCAUUUCUUAUUCGUUCACUAAGGAUGGUUUCUACGAGGAGUCCACUUAUAAAUUCAACAGCAACGCGUCCGCACCACAAUGUAUACAAGCAGUAUUGAUUUGGCAACACGGUACAUACGUUAUCAAUGACGAUAAUGGUAUUGAUACCACACCUAUUGCUGAAGAUGGUAGAAUACAAGUUGAGGACCCAUGUGCUGCAUCGUCAAACGUCUUAACAACAGCAAACAUAACGAGAAAUUUCCAAUCUUUCUUGCCAUUUGAUGAUCCAGUAAAGGAUAAGAAAGCUUUACAACUCUACGAUUUCGAUGGUAGUUUAUUAGCGCCAAUGUAUUUGAUAUCAAAAUCACCAAAUAUGUUACCAACAGGUUCAAUAACUAACGGAAAUAGGAAGAGAGAUGUCAAUAGUGAUAUGGAAGAAAUCUUGGAAGAAAGAUUCCUUGAGAAGAGAGCAGGUGGUGGAGGUAGAGCAAGUGGUGGUAAAUCCAGUGGUAGUGGUAGUAAAGGUGGCUAUGCAGGCGCAGGCGGCCACUCAAGUGCAUCUAGAUACUCACAUUCACUAUUCGCUGUAUUAUUAUUAUCAGCAGCUAUAUUAGUUAUUAUAUAAUUUUUAUUUAAUUUGUAAAAUUACCCAAUUGGACAAUCUAUUAUUGCC
Messenger RNA from Wallemia mellicola CBS 633.66, 830 nucleotides. RefSeq lists its product as hypothetical. Gene Ontology annotation, biological process: 'de novo' protein folding. Gene Ontology annotation, cellular component: endoplasmic reticulum membrane; endoplasmic reticulum. Lineage: Eukaryota; Fungi; Basidiomycota; Wallemiomycetes; Wallemiales; Wallemiaceae. Bases 12 to 782 code for a protein of 256 amino acids. The transcript has a single exon. The record is from RefSeq and is a predicted model, not a curated record.